CGCUCUUUGGCGGCCUGUUCGGCAGCGGCAGCCGCGGCGCCUCCGCCGUGUGCGCCAAGCCGGCGCAGCAGGCGCUGCAGGGCCCUGGCAGCGCAGGCGGCAGCUGUGUCGCUGCCGAGUUCGCCGCCCCUUGCGGUGCUGCGGCGCCGGAGGCGGAGCAGGAGGAGUCGUGCUGCGACGACGGCGCGGAUGAGAUGGAGGCCGGCGACUGCGACGCUGGCUUUAGCGUGCCGGCGAUGAAGGAGUCAGUGGCGCGGCGCUCGCGCUCCUGCUCCGCGUCGCCGCCGGCCGCUGCCGCGGCGCCGGCGGAGCGCCAGCUGCGUGGCUCCGAGCUCCUGGCUUUCCUGAACCUCAAGCGCACCACGCAGGGCUACUGGGCCGCCGGCCCCGAGCUGGCGGCGGCGCUGGGCGUGCCGGUUGUGGACCUGACAUCCGCUGCGGGUGCUGCCGGCAGCGGCGGCAGCACCGCAGCAGUGCUGCGCCCCGCCGGUCUGACCGACGACGCCUGGGCGACUGUGGUCGUGCUGGCUGUGCUGCGGCGCUGCCUGGCGGCUCAGCGGGAGGUGUGGGCGGACAUGGAGGCCAAGGCGCUGGCAUGGCUGGCGGCGGCAUGGCCGGAGGGCGGCCGCAGCGUGGGAAGCACCGUCAUGGCUCUGGCAAAGGCGCUGACGGUGGAGGCUUGAGCAGGCAGGCGUUUAGGGUGCAUUGUCGUGCGCCCUAAUGUAUGUGUCGGUGUGUCACUGCCGCAUAUGGUAUGCGGCUGUGGCUGAAAGAGUUGCCUUUUCACAUUGCAUUCUUUAUUUUUGAUUACAAAUAAGAGGCACAUAGACAGCUCUGUCCGCACGCUGCAGCGUAUUGUUGUUUUACUGAGGAUAUCAGGUGGCUUAGGGCAAGGUCGAGCUCUUGCUGUGUGCAUGUGUAUUUGUGUGUCCGUGUGUGUGCCCGUGUCUGUGUGUGUGUGUGUGUGUGUGUGUGUGUGUGUGUGUGUGUGUGUGUGUGUGUGUGUGUGUGUGUGUGUGUGUGUGUGUGUGUGUGUGUGUGUGUGUGCGUGUGUGUGUGUGUGUGUGUGUGUGUGUGCGUGUGUGUGUGUGUGUGUGUGUGCGUGUGUGUUAGGAAACACGAGAUGUGUAAGUGUAUGUGUGUGUGUGUCAAAGAGCACAAGGAAAGCAAAGUAUGUGUGCGUGUGGUUAGAAGUUUGUGUGCACGGUCUAGCGUGCACUCGUGUAGCCGCGUGGUGUCGGCGAGUGCACAGUGUAGGACAGUGCACCAUGUGUUGUGGCCGGUCGCUGAGAGCAUUGCGCUUGUACAUACGAUAUGUGUGCAGAACCGGACAUAUGAUUGCUGCUGAUUGCUCCCCAUCAAUGAAGGCACGAGCUGAACAAGUGGAUAAGCAGUACAUGAUGUAUUGAUGUUGCCGUAAGAGCGAACGGGAACAGGGCACUUGAUACGGUAUCCCGGAAGGAGAUGCCGCCCUGUAAAAUCCAUGGUUA
This is a messenger RNA of Chlamydomonas reinhardtii, 1490 nucleotides long. RefSeq lists its product as uncharacterized. Lineage: Eukaryota; Viridiplantae; Chlorophyta; Chlorophyceae; Chlamydomonadales; Chlamydomonadaceae. The record is from RefSeq and is a predicted model, not a curated record. The annotation marks the transcript as partial. The transcript has a single exon.